UUCAUUUAAAUGUGUACCUUGCACUCUCACGAAGCCCAGGGAUCAUGAGAUUCACCACAGAACCAGCGGAUGCCGCAGAGUUACCAAAGAAGUUCACGUUCAACCCAAAAGAAGGGAUUGACAACCCCGCUUUAGUAAUCUCUGAUGACAAAGAGGCUGAUGUGCAUCCGCGGCUGUGUGUUCUGAAGCGGGAAGAGGGUCAGGGCUUCGGCUUCUACCUGAGUAAGGAUGCUGGCUGCAGGGGACAUGUGGUGCGCCAGGUGGAGUCUUGGAGCAGCGCAGAGUGGGGUGGGCUGAGGAAGGGGGACCGUAUUUUGGAGGUCAAUGAGGACUUUGUGGAUGACAAGGAGCACUCGACUGUGAUGCUGAAAGUGCAAGCGUCUGGGCUGAAGUUAUAUCUGUUAGUGCUGACUGCUCAAGAUUAUGAGUUUGCGGUUUCGGAGGGAAGAGACCUCAUGUCGCUCACCAGCGCUUACCGUCAUAGAGAGGGCAAUUCUCGCCCACGGUUAUGUUACAUCACUAAAGAGCCUGGCAGUGGCUUGGGCCUCAGCAUCAUUCCUAUUGAAGGUGAGCGAGGCCGUUAUCGUCUCAGCUCAGUGACUGAUGGUCCAGCUGAGAGAGCAGGAGUCCAGAAUGGAGACAGGCUGAUUUGGAUCAAUGGAGCUAUGAUUUCAGCACUCAGUUAUGCAGCACUUUCAAAAAUGGUGAAGAAAUGUGAAGAGCAUGUGACUGUCUUGGUAGUUGACAGCAGGAGUGAAGAUUGUUAUAAUCGUAUGGGAUUACCCAUAAUUCCUGCUUUCGCCAAAACUCAUAAUCUACCCUACAGACCAAAAACACUACACCUGACUCAAGGACCACAAGGAUAUGGGUUCCUCUUAAGGCAAGAGAAGUUACGAUCUGGACGCACUGCUCAUGUAUUACGAGAGAUCGACCCCUGCAGCCCAGCUGAGGCUGCAGGAAUGGAGGAUGGAGAGCUUGUGCUAGCGGUAAAUGGGGAGCAGGUGGAGGAUGCAGAGCAUGAGGGCAUCGUCAGCAAAAUACGGCAAAGCGGCCAGCAGGUCACCCUAACCACCAUCUCCAUCCCUGGCAGAGACUAUUACACACAGCUGGAUAUUUCUCCAUUGCUGUUCUAUGAAGACAAUAUUCCAAAAAGGGAACAAUUCCUUAAACCUCCUUUGCCACAUCAAGAGGGACACCAAAAUCCUCGACUUUGUGUGCUUCACAAGGAGGGUGCUGGAUUUGGCUUCAAACUAGGCUGUGUUCAGAAUAAGCCUGGGACGUAUAUCGGUCAGGUGAUGACGUUGAGUGCAGGAGAGAGAGCUGGGCUCUGUGAGGGGGACGUGGUUGUAGAAGUCGAUGGACAGAAUGUGGAGGAAGAGUAUUUUGAUGAUGUGGUGAGGAUGAUAAAAGAGGGAGCAACUCCUCUCAGGCUGCUAGUCGUGGAGGGACUGGGAUAUGAGAAACUGAGAAACACCAGACAGACCGUUCCAGAUGCUACACAAGAUGAUUUUGUAUGAAUUAAUAUAGUCAGGUAAAACAUUUAGUUAACUUAUUAAUUUAACACUUCCUUUAAAAUUAUAAUUUUUUUUAAAAAUAACAUUUAGUCAUUUAAAUAUAAUAUAAAACUACAUACCAGUAAACUGCCUUUCCCUUCUCUCUGGCAGAGAUCACAAAUACUGUCUAUGUGGCUAAUUUACACUAUUUUAAACACUAUUUUAAAGUUUGUCUUAUGUCGUGCAAAAAUAUUGACAAAGGGUAAAAAUGUUUUUCCAAAAAAAGCAAAUCAUCUUGUCAAUAACCACAUGUAUUAUUGAAUCAGUGUCAUUGUUAAGCGCAACCACAACAAUUUUGAGUACAAAUGUAAUAUAAAAAUUAUGGUAGCUGAAGUAUUUGUGUAGAAAAAGUGAUUUAUAUUGUAUAUAUGUAUAAGUUUUAUUUCAAAAAUAUUCUGACAGAGUUGAAGCAUGAGUAAAUUUACCUUUCUGUUCUAACCAAAUUCUGAAUAUAAACAGAUUUAUAUUCAAGAAUGCAAAUCACAUGGAGUCAGUUAUUAAAUGUAUAAAGUUUGCUCUAUGCACUACAUUACUAAUAAACUAUUGUCAUGUUUUUUAAACCUCAA
Molecule: messenger RNA, 2119 nt
Organism: Cyprinus carpio (common carp)
Lineage: Eukaryota; Metazoa; Chordata; Actinopteri; Cypriniformes; Cyprinidae
Product: Na(+)/H(+) exchange regulatory cofactor NHE-RF3-like
Biological process (GO): protein localization to plasma membrane
Cellular component (GO): apical plasma membrane
Molecular function (GO): protein-membrane adaptor activity; protein binding
Source: RefSeq, a predicted model, not a curated record